AUGGGUCUCACUAUGUCUUCCGUUCAAGGCAAAACCGCCAUCGUAACUGGUGCUGGAUCGGGUAUCUGCUUCGCCUUUACCAAACUCCUACUUGAUCAAGGCUGCAAUGUCGUGUUAGGCGAUCUAGCAUUACGUCCCGAGGCAGAAGAGUUGCUCAAGCUCCAUUCCACUCCCAACAAACAAGCAAGAGCCAUCUUCCACCGCGCCGAUGUGCGUAAGUGGCAAGACCUGGACCAAUUGUUCAACAUCGCCCAGAAUGAAUUUGCUCGGAUUGACAUAGUGUGUCCCGGAGCUGGAGUCUUCGAGCCGUCAUUUUCAAACUUCUGGAUACCGCCAGGAACAGCCAAAUCCCGCGAUGACCCUCUGGAGUCUCGGUACUCCAUUCUGGAUAUUAAUCUAACCCAUGCAGUCCGCAUGUCCCAGCAAGCAAUUCAACACUUUACUAACGCCAAAACCGAUGGUUUUAUUGUUCACGUUUCCAGCGUGGCCGCCCAACAUGCAAACUUCUUUUGUCCAAUGUAUGCUGCUAGCAAACAUGCUAUUUCCGGGUUUGUACGAUCCCUCGCUAUGUUGGAUGACCCUCCGGAAGGGAGUGGUCUGACCAAGAUCCGAGUGAACGCUGUCGCUCCGGGCUGCAUCAAAACUCCUUUGUGGACCGAGUCUCGAGAUCGACAUAUGUUCGAUGAAGAGAAGGAUGAGUGGGUUUUGCCAGAGUGGGUUGCAGAGCAGAUGCUGCAACUGAUCUUGAAUCCGGAGUAUAAGGGUGGAACAGUACUAGAAGUUGGAAGUGCUGUGAGAAAGGUUGAGAUGUUGAAUGAUCCUGGUCCCUUGGUGAAAGGGAACACUUUGAGCAACCGGAAGAUAUCAGAAGAUGAGGUUUGGGGGAAGCUACGGGAUUUGUCUAACGGACAAGUUCAGGUUUAA
This is a messenger RNA of Penicillium longicatenatum, 924 nucleotides long. Its product is annotated as NAD(P)-binding Rossmann-fold containing protein. The record is from RefSeq and is a predicted model, not a curated record. The transcript has 2 exons. NCBI's taxonomy places the organism in Eukaryota, Fungi, Ascomycota, Eurotiomycetes, Eurotiales, Aspergillaceae. Gene Ontology annotation, molecular function: oxidoreductase activity, acting on the CH-OH group of donors, NAD or NADP as acceptor. Bases 1 to 924 code for a protein of 307 amino acids. Gene Ontology annotation, cellular component: cytoplasm.